This is a messenger RNA of Xylona heveae TC161, 1949 nucleotides long. RefSeq names its product MFS general substrate transporter. Gene Ontology annotation, molecular function: transmembrane transporter activity. Lineage: Eukaryota; Fungi; Ascomycota; Xylonomycetes; Xylonales; Xylonaceae. The coding region runs from base 131 to 1585 and encodes 484 amino acids. The record is from RefSeq and is a predicted model, not a curated record. Gene Ontology annotation, biological process: transmembrane transport. The transcript has 3 exons. Gene Ontology annotation, cellular component: fungal-type vacuole membrane.
CCACUUGUAGACAAGUCUAAAGUAUCCGCAGAUUUUUCAGAAGCACAACGCUUUAAAUUGUUCCCCUGUCCUGCCCGAUGAGCCUUUCCAAGUUUGCAGGUCAGGCUUGCGAUAUUGUACUUUGAAAGGAAUGGCAGACGUCUAUCAACUCACUGAUCUCUGCCAGGCGAGGACCAAGACUCGACAUUAUGAUCCAUCACCUAGCCCAAACAUCUCCCGUUGGGUUGAACCGAAUGAGAGUACAAGCUCUUUGCAGCAACGCUCCCAUCCUUCUAUAACUCAAUAUGAUGCCCAGAAACAGCACAACUUGCUCGGUUAUGCGGAGGCAGACCAAUACCCUCCAAAUCUUUCCUUGGCUCGCGACUCAUCAAAGGAUGACCGCUUCCCCGAAGGUGGGGUCCGCUCAUGGUCUGUCGUGUUCGGAAGUCUCUGCGCCUUGACUGCAUCAAUGGGCUUAUUGAAUUCCAUUGGCACCUUUCAAGCGUAUAUAUCGACGCAUCAGUUGAAUGAUUACAGUGAUGGUACUGUGGGCUGGAUUUUUAGUCUCUACAUUUGCCUAUCAUUCAUUUGUGGAAUCCAAACGGGUCCAGUAUUCGAUGCCAAGGGACCCCGAUUACUGAUUUUUGCCGGCAGCCUGCUUCUAGUACUGUCCAUGUUCCUAUUGGGUGUCUGCACCGAGUACUGGCAUUUCAUCAUGGUAUUCGGUAUUUUAGGCGGCAUCGCUACUUCUCUUGUAUUCACACCAGCUGUAUCCUCAGUCGGCCACUUCUUCUUAGUUCGUCGAGGCCUGGCCACUGGCAUUGCCAUGACGGGUGGCUCUAUCGGCGGUGUGAUUUUUCCUUUGCUCCUUCAAUCAUUAUUUCCAAAGAUUGGAUUUGCCUGGGCGACGCGCGUUAUGGGCUUCAUUAUCCUGGUCCUCCUGGUAUUUGCGAAUAUCUUUCUUCGCUCGCGGUUACCGCCAAAGACCGGGUCGUCCAUUCUCCCCGACCUUAGAAUCUUUAGGGAUAUUGCAUUUACUUUCACAACAGCGGGUAUCUUCUUUGUCGAAUGGGGUCUCUUUAUUCCCUUGAGUUAUCUUACAUCUUAUGCUCUCAGCCACGGCGUUCCGGUUAAUUUGGCCUAUCAGCUCAUCGCUAUUUUCAAUGGCUCUUCAUUCUUCGGCCGAUGGCUUCCUGGUCUGGUUUCGGAUAAGUUUGGGCGUUUCAACAUUAUGAUAGUAACGAUUAUUUUGUGUUUGAUCACCACCUUUGCAUUGUGGUAUCCAGCGGGCGGGUCAACGGCAAUGAUUAUUGCUUAUGCUGUUUCAUUUGGGUUUGCUAGUGGCAGCAAUAUAGGUCUGACGCCGGUUUGUGUGGGUCAGUUGGUCGAGACUGAAAUGUAUGGCCGAUAUUACGCCACAUGUUAUACCAUUGUUAGCCUUGGCACUCUUACCGGCAUUCCCAUCGCCGGUCAGAUUUUGUCCGCAAAUCGAGGGGGCUACUGGGGUCUCAUUGUAUUUACAGGAUCGUCAUAUGCUGCAGGUCUGGCGUGUUUCGGUAUUGCUAGAAUUCGCCAGACUGGGUGGAGGCUAAAGGCCAUAUAUUAACUUUUUUUUUUUUUUUUCCUUUUUUGAGUCUCCAGAUUGGGGAUAGCUAGUUAUUGCACAUCUACGUUCCAAAACGUUUUGCAAACUUCAGGUGGACAUUGUGUCUAACCAUGGCUCUGCUGUAUUAGAGUACAGCCAGUAGAACUUUUGAGCGGUUCAAGAGUCUUGGCGGGCUAACAUAUUGUUUUCACAAAGAGUUGGAGAGACGAGCAAGUUCCGAUUGCUGUUACUGGUUUUGAUACGCAAGCGUGGGCGAUAAACCCUAGAAGUAUCAAAGUUGCGAUUACGUCAUAUAUUGUUCAGUUUCCUCCGGCCAUCGUCGUCGUGUCAGGAAACCUUUGAGGAAAUUCAAUUGACUCCUAUC